UUUUGAAAAAUUAGUUGCCUUUAGUAUAGAAGCGCACAAUGUAUUUAAAGAUAAUACUAUUAGCAAUCCUCGGCACUCAAGUGUCGACUGAAAAUCUAAGACUAUAUCCUAGAGAAUCGGAAACACGUGAAGUAAAACUGUUGGACGGCUUCUGGAAUUUUAAAGUAAUUCCGGCCGACGGCGACCAGAAUAUCGGCUUUACUGACAAAUGGUAUAAUAAACCAUUGGAUUCGUUAGGAGAUGUCAUCCCAAUGCCAGUUCCGUCAAGUUUUAAUGAUAUCACUCAAAGUCGUUACAUACGAGACUAUGCCGGUUGGGUUUGGUAUGACUUGAGCUUCUUUGCGCCCAACGAUUGGAGGGGCAAAUCGGUAACACUUCGUUUCGGAAGUGCUCACUACCAGACAAAUGUCUAUUUGAAUGGUGAAAGUGUUUUGAAUCAUACGGGCGGACACUUGCCGUUUGAAACAUAUGUGACAAAGAAAUUAAAAUAUGGAGAAAGCAAUUUGGUUACAGUGGCUCUCAAUAAUAAACUAUCCAAAGAAACUAUACCUCAGGGAUCAGUUAGUUAUAAGAACGACACGACUAGAUUCCCAAAAGGCUUUUAUGAGACUUCAACUAACUUUGAUUUUUUCAAUUACGCCGGAAUUCAUAGACAUGUCUUUCUCUAUGCUUUACCUAUGAAUCACAUCAACGAUAUCACAGUUACCACAGAUAUUAAGGAUUCAAAAACUGGUUUAAUUAACUAUGAGAUCACGUAUAGUGAGGCCAACACUGAUUCUGACUGUGCUAUUGAAGUGUUUGACAAAAGUGGUAAUAAAGUAGCCAAUAGUCAGGGAUUGAAGGGAUCCAUCAUAGUAUCCAACGCAACAUUUUGGUGGCCCUAUACUACAGAUCCUAAUCCUGGUUAUCAAUACUUAUUAAAAGUGAUGUUACAGGAGAGCGGAAAGACUGUCGAUGUCUACUAUCAGAAAGUAGGCAUCAGAACAAUCAAGAAUACUGACAAACAAUUCCUCAUUAAUGACAAACCAUUUUAUUUCCGAGGAUUUGGUAAACAUGAAGACGCAAAUAUUAGAGGCAAAGGUUUAGAUUAUCCUAUUUUAGCCAAAGAUUUCAAUUUAAUCAAAUGGAUUGGUGCCAACUCUUUCCGUACUUCUCAUUAUCCAUACUCUGAGGAAUUGAUGGAUAUGGCAGAUGAACAGGGAAUUGUUGUCAUUGAUGAGUGUCCUGCUGUCGGAUUAGAUUCAUUCAAUGAUGUUUUAUUGAAACAACAUUUGGUUACUAUUAGUGAAAUGAUUCAAAGAGAUAAAAAUAGACCAUCAGUGGUCAUGUGGUCCAUUGCUAACGAGCCUCAGUCAUCUCAWAAAGCUUCUGGCGAUUAUUUUAAGAAAGUGGCGGCUCAUGCAAGAAGUCUUGACAAAACCAGACCAUUGACUGCUGCCAUAAAUGCCGACUAUAAUAAUGACAAUAUGUCCCCAUCUUUGGAUGUAUUAAUGAUUAAUCGAUAUUAUGGCUGGUAUUCUGACACCGGUUACCCACAAGUUAUUGUCGGAACUYUGACUAAUAAUUUGAAGAAUUGGUUUAAUACACACAAAAAACCGAUUAUGAUCUCAGAGUACGGCGCCGACACUUUGGCCGGUUUACAUCAGGAUCCGUCUUAUGUGUUCACCGAAGACUAUGAGGCAGAAUUCAUAUCCGAUUAUCACAAGGCUUUUGACAAUUUAAUAGCCGAAGGAUUCUUCAUCGGUGAACACAUCUGGAACUUUGCAGACUUUAUGACUCGUCAGGAAAUCAGUCGAGUGAUCGGCAAUAGGAAAGGCAUAUUCACUCGUGAGAGACAACCUAAAGCUGCGGCCAGAAUAUUGCGGUGUCGGUACUGGAAUUUAGCGCCUAUUAAAACGGAACAACAUUCCGGUUUCUCAUACUGUCCUAUAUUCUAAUGUUAAUUAAAUUAUUUAUAAAAUAA
Molecule: messenger RNA, 1963 nt
Organism: Oppia nitens
Lineage: Eukaryota; Metazoa; Arthropoda; Arachnida; Sarcoptiformes; Oppiidae
Product: beta-glucuronidase-like
Exons: 5
Coding region: 39-1937 (632 amino acids)
Biological process (GO): carbohydrate metabolic process; glucuronoside catabolic process
Molecular function (GO): beta-glucuronidase activity; carbohydrate binding
Source: RefSeq, a predicted model, not a curated record